Neospora caninum is the source of this 2757-nucleotide messenger RNA. RefSeq lists its product as hypothetical. The transcript has 4 exons. Bases 1 to 2757 code for a protein of 918 amino acids. The record is from RefSeq and is a predicted model, not a curated record. NCBI's taxonomy places the organism in Eukaryota, Apicomplexa, Conoidasida, Eucoccidiorida, Sarcocystidae.
AUGGAAGGGGUUCCUCCGGCGCGCCUCAGCGCCAACAUGGAGGAACGCGCUCCAGGAAGCCCAGGAAGGAAACUGCUUGGGGCGGCUUCUCAAAUUACGGCGACAACCAUUGCAAUGCAUCCUUCCUCAUCAGUGUUUGUGGAUCUCAUCACUCCAGACGCUUCCUACGUAUGCAGCGCAGUGAGAGUUCUUCCUGCUUCAAUUUCUUCCAGAAAUCGGGAGCUCCCUGCAGUCUCGUCGCCCAUCCCCUUGGCUGUGUCAAACGAGCGACGAAUGCAGGGUUACGGUGCGGGAGGUUUGGCACGUGGGGAUACAGAUAAGACUGGAGGAGAUCAGCAAGCUAGCGGAGCUCCCUUCUUUUACAAUAACUACAACAAUUACUACCCCGCUCAACCAUUCGUGCCGUCCGCCAACGGUACUCCUGAGAAUGCAGGCGUAGACGGGCCUCCUCUGCCAGCUCGACCGGAGCAGUAUUUCAGCGCCUCAGUUUCCCCAGCGACUGCAGGAGAGAUUCAAACACCAUCGCAGAUGCUUCAGCUUCAGGCUCCGUCUCCUGGACUGUACCUGCAGCCAUCACCGCAACUGCCCAACGAAACGCAAUAUCGUACAUCUGAACAAUGGAACCCGAACGAUCCUAGAACAUGGCAGACGCCUCCUGGUACGACACUACCUCCACAAACGCCUUCUCUAAAUCCCUCUCGUCCCGGUCCCGGGGGAGGGACUGUCAGGCAUCCAAUCACGUUGCCAGUGGGAACCACAGUAACAGCUCCGGUUACGAUUCCCAUCACUCUACCGAUUACAUCCCCGUCGUUGUCCCCUCUUACCAUCGCCUUCCCUGUCUCCAUCCCUGGAAUGCCAGAUUUCUCUCCUAACCCUUCCCAUCCGCGUGACCCCUCUCCUCCUCCCACGUCGCCAGCUCCUGCCCCAAUACCUCCCCCUUACUAUCCGUAUCCUCCUUAUUAUCCUCCGAGACCGCGUCCGAAUCCACCUGACGGAUACCCCGGGUACCCUCCAUACUAUCCUCGUCCACCCUCUCAACCGUUCCCUCCUCAAACGCCAAAUCCAUACCCGGCUCCUCCAAGUCCGCCGGUCACGAGGCCUCCGCCGUAUCCUACCUACCCUGGUUAUCCGGCUCCGCGACCACCGACCGCCCCGCAGCCCGUCAACCCCUACCCCCCGUAUUAUCCGCCUCCCUACGGCUCUUACCCUCCUUAUUAUCCUUACCCACCUCCACAGACGCCCGCUCCUUCGCCGCAACCUCCGUCUCCCCGUCCCCUGCCCGACGAUGAAAAUCCACCUCUUCCCUCUCCUGUUCCCGACCGUCCAACGCCUCCUCCGCGGCGCCCCGGACAAGGCGGCGGAAGCGGCUCUUCAGAGUCUCCCCCGGCUGUCCCGGGACCGCAGUUCGACGCCUACGCGCUGGCACCUGAACGGAAAGGGGAGCAAGGAGCAGGCGAGGCGAUUCGUCGGCCGUCUGCGAAUCCCGUUUCUACUCCCGAAAUCGACGAAAAUGGAGAACGUCAUCCGGAGUCGUCUCGGCAGGAUAUCUUUCCUUUGCGAGCAAGGACAGCCGCAGAGGGCGAACGACCGGAUAUAGUCGUAGAAGGGGUUGUGAACGGCGGCAGCGGUUCAACAAUCGAGGACCAAAACGCUUCGGUGUUCGAACAGGAAGGGUCUCAAGCACAUCCAGAGACGUCUUCAGAUUUCUUGGGAAAAAUAGUACCCCUAUCCCCACAGACAAUGCCGGCGACCACCACUCCGACGGCGAAAGAGAACGGUUCAGCUGUUCUGUCAACGUCUGUGAGAGUCGAGGAGACUAACCCAGCUGCCACAAUAAGCAAAGAAGGAAUCAACAUAAAUGCUUCUGCCUUUGAUCAACUGAUGGCGGCGAUCGUUGCCAAAAUCGACAGCCGUGACCGAUCUGAGCCCCUUUUUCUACCCUCAAUCUGCCCUGCGUGUAAGGUGGACAUUGUGACGUAUGCGCCUAUACAGAUGCCAGACCCUGAUGUAGAAUCAUUCGAGAAAGCAAGAGACCAACUUACUCAUUUGCAGCGGCAGCGCGUUCCUCAAGGAGGGCAAGCAGCACGAGGGGGGAAUGGACAAGAAUAUGAGAAAGAAGCCACAAAGGUGUCACCGACGGUAGAAGAGGAACCUACAGAUGAGAAUACAGAAGAAGGGGAAACUGUGACGCCUCCGCAAUCCAAUUCUGCUUCGAAAGCGGCAAAAGCAAACUCCGGAGAAGUGCAGGGCAUUGCCGGAGAUGUUCCUGUAGUGGUGCCCAGGAUAACAUCAGCUUUUCUUGAAGCUCUUCAUGCAGCAGAAAGCAAGAAAACGCACGCUGCGGAAACUGCAACAAAACGGCAGGCGGCGGUUGUCACUCCCGAAGCUGCAGUUGAGACUGAAGAUGAUCUGAGCUAUCUCUCCUCGCCUGUCAACAGAAGAAAACGGCCAAAGGGGUUCCGUGCUCUUUUUCACAAACACGACGGAACAGCGCCAUACUCCAUAAACAGAGGAGCAAGUACAGUCCAGGAAACCUACUUUUCCGAAAACAUCCGCCUCAGUGCCACUCACCCGCGCAAAAGAGACGAGGUUACGCGGGGAACUGAUAAAGUCAUGGAGCCCUCUGUGUAUCGGAGCAGACUUGACGCAGGAGAGGAUGAAGGAGCAUUCGUGGUCAUGUUCGCUUGCUACCACCCAGAUGACGAAAGCGUGGAGCCUCUCUUGAUGGCAAACCUCGAAGUCCGGGUGUCGCGGUAA